GGUCUCUCACCAUGUCAUUUACAGGAUCCAGUCAAGCUAUAGUUUAUCCAAAUAUGAUCUCUGCUCCAGACAAGCCAACAAAAGUCUUCGAAGGCGACACUGUGUCAUUUAGGUGGCACUACAAUUUAGGAGAUCUGAAGGAUGAUCUUUACGAGGUGGUUUUUGGUAUUUGGAAGAGUCCUGGGUUCCUGAAAACAAAAUUGAUAGCUCUCAACUCGAGUGGUUUUUCCUUCACAAGGCCUAAUCAGUCAUCAGUGGGUUGGGCAGGAAACUUGACAGCCUCUAUCGCAGUGUUUGAACUGCACUAUGUGACACUUGAAGAUGACAAAACGUACGGAAUACUGAUAGAUUAUGGUAUUCAGUACACUCCGUUGACCGACACCGUUGAGCUUCAAGUUGAGUCCAUACAAAGCUUCUCGGUAGACGUAGCAUGAGAGCAUCUGAGUUCUUUAGAUCAACGUCAAUUGUUUUACUGCGAUCUACUCUUAGUUUUCGGUCUUUCGUAGUGUCUCAAGAUCAUACAAUUGCAACGUUUCAAUCGCGUUGAAACUGAUUUUGUUGGCAGUAAUAGGCCUUUCUGUGUUUUUUCUUGCGCUAAUUCUAAUUGAAGGUGUCAAAUCAUGACAGAUACUUCUCUUUUGUCAAUCAUCUACUUGCUCAGAAACUAUUCCGUGUUAUAUGGAGAAUCUUGCCGUUGUCCUAGCGGAUUUGGGUCCGGACCCCCCUACAAUUGGACCCCCGGGAUCCAUAUCCGCUAGCGGAUUAUUACCCCCCCCUCCGCGGAUUUGGACCCCUUUAACAAAACUGAGUAAAAACAUUACCAUACAUAAUUUUCUAAUAGAAAUAAUAAUAAUUCAGAAAGAAGGCUUUCAAAGAUUUUCUUUUUCAGAAAGAAGGUUUAUAAAGUAGGUUUUUAUUUUAAAACAUACGCGUAGACGUUAUCUUUUUCUCAGCCUUGUGUCUCAAUUUAAGAUUUUCGUUAAAUUAACCUACAGCUGUAAGUUUGUUGUUUACCUCUGGAAUGAAAACGAAACGUAAAUUUUGAAAUCGUUUGUUUGUUUUCCAGUUCUCUUGAAAAAAAGUGAAAUAUAAAAUAAUAAAGACUGUUGAAUGCGUCAAAGCUUCAAUUAUUGUUUGUUUUGCUUCUGUGAAAUACCGAUUGCUCGAAUCUCGACUUUUCGAAACUUCCGAUAACUCCAACCAAAAGCCUUUAGUCAACGCAAUUUUUCGAAAUAAGCUUUAUUUUCACGAAGGUUCGAAAAAAUCGGGAAUUCGCUGUUCGUGUUCCACAACUGAUAUGCGUUGCGCCGCCUACUUUGUUUUAUACGGUUGAACAAUUUACUUCUUUAUGAAGUUGUUAUGUCGCUUUUCUUCGUUAAUUAUAGUACGCAAUCUUGUGUUGAAAUCAUAACAGACAUCGCCUAAAAGCUUGUAGUUGGAAUAAGUUACGAAAAUAGAAUGUUUAGAGGGGGGUCCAAAUCUGCGAAGGGGGGGUCCAAAUCCGCUAGCGGAUAUGGACCGGGGGGGUCCAAAUCCGCUAUGACAUCGUAAUUACAACUUCAAAUCACUAGGGUUCUUAAGGAAAGUAUUUCGUUGAGUUUAGAAAAAAAAAAGAAUAUUAUCCACCAGCCUAGGUCGGUCCGUACAUGGAAAAACUCUGCCCUCUGUCUUGAAUACCGCCCUCGGCCUUCGGCUUCGGGCGGUAUCCAAGACCUCGGGCACAAGGGACUUUUAGCACCGAAGGUUUUUUGGACGGCUACGGCGAUCUAGAUCGC
Messenger RNA from Stylophora pistillata, 1775 nucleotides. RefSeq lists its product as uncharacterized. The record is from RefSeq and is a predicted model, not a curated record. Lineage: Eukaryota; Metazoa; Cnidaria; Anthozoa; Scleractinia; Pocilloporidae.